Acaulospora colombiana is the source of this 1370-nucleotide messenger RNA. The record is from the annotation of a GenBank genome assembly. NCBI's taxonomy places the organism in Eukaryota, Fungi, Glomeromycota, Glomeromycetes, Diversisporales, Acaulosporaceae.
GCCGUAAAAGCUGCCCGAAGGAAGAACCAACACCCUUGGCAAGGGAGACAUGGGAGUAUUCGGUGGCAAUGAGCUACUUUUCCCUGAGCGAACUACGAAGCGGUAUCGAACAGCUGGGCGAUAUGAAAUUCACACUUCUGGUGGAUCUGUGCAAUGGAGGUCCAGCAGUAGCUCAAGUGAAACAUAUCCCUGCUAUCAGAUCAUUGAUCAGUGACCAAUGCACGUCUCUGAUAGUGUCGACCACAUUUCUUGAACAUGAUCCUUAUAGGCUCCUUGCGCAGAUACAGACUGCUCAUUCACUCAAAAUAGUCGGAAAUCUGUCAAUACAGACGAGUUACUCGACUUCGUAUUUAUUCGCAAAUCUGAGUAGCGAAAUGUAUCCAUUACGUCGCUUGAUUCUCCGGGCGAUGCUACCGCCUCGUAUUCUACACGACUCUCAUAUCUUCCAACGACUUCACCAUCUAUACCUCUAUAUCUUUCACGAAUGGUGGGCCAAUGGCUUGAGCCGUUUAGGCGGUCUUCUCAAAGAAGUUCGAACUUUGGGUAUAGGAGGCAUUGCAACACCAUCAUUACAGCCCAUCAUUUCCAUCUCUUCCCAGCGUCUGGUUCACCUAGUUCUAUCCUCUGUAUCCCCAUCCAUCUUCUUUAACUCUACCUAUCGGUCUCUAGUGGCACUACUGUUCGAUGGUAAGGGAUUUUCAGAUCUAACCGAUCAGAUUAGAUCAUUACCGAGAAUCCCAUUCCCGUCCUUGCGAUAUCUACUAUAUAAAGGACGCCUAUCGUCGCUCUCCAAAUUCGAGGCCCCUAACCUCCUUAUUCUUGCCAUACAAAGCCAAGGCAGUGCCCCAAAUGACCAUCGAGACAAGGUCGAGCUAUCUAAACAUCUUUCCAUAAAUCCUAGAUACGUCAUAAUGGAUAUGGAACUAGGCUCAGACUCGUUAGUUGAAACCUUUCUGGCCUCAGCAAGGAAUGUAGCGGACUUGGAAAUCAAUUUCGACGAAGGAUCCCUUCGCUCAUCCAAAAUGCCACAUCUCUUAUCAGAAAUUCUAGAAAGCAAUCCAUUCUGUCCAGCCCUCCUCAACCUGAGGAUUUCAGUUCGAUCGAAAGGGGCAAGGUGGACUACUAAUAAGGCGAACCUGAUCUCCAUCUCAAGGGGAAUUCUCCUAUCUCGGAAAGAAGCCAAUCAUCUCACCUCAUUGGAAAGCCUAAAAUAUAAAGUCACCAAAAGUUGGGAGUUCGAUUCUUGUCAUGGUAGGAGAAGAAUGGACGAGUUGUGGGAGAGAAAUCUAAGGGACGGAUCGCAAGCAACUUGGGAUCGGGAACGCGAGAGACUUCUCUCUCGGCCAGGUUGGAUAGAUCUUCAGGAGUAA